GAGCCGGCCACAUACACACACACACUGCUCCUAUAAAGAUGUGAAAAUGGCGGAGCUACAAAUGCUUCUGGAAGAGGAGAUUCCAGCCGGACGAAGCGCACUACUAGACAGUUUCACCAAUUUGGAAAGAGUAGCGGAGUACUGCGAAAGCAACUAUGUCCAGUCUCCAGACAAGGAGAGGGCGCUGGAGGAGACCAAGAACUACACCACCCAGUCCCUGGCCAGCGUGGCCUACCUGAUCAACACGCUGGCCAACAAUGUGCUGCAGAUGCUGGACAUCCAGGCCUCGCAGCUCCGCCGCAUGGAGUCCUCCAUCAACCACAUCUCACAGACAGUGGACAUCCACAAAGAGAAGGUGGCCCGGCGGGAGAUCGGUAUCCUCACCACCAACAAGAACACGUCCCGCACCCACAAGAUCAUCGCCCCCGCCAACCCCGAGAGGCCCGUACGCUACAUACGCAAGCCCAUCGACUACAGCUUCCUGGACGACAUGGGCCAUGGAGUCAAGUGGUUGCAAAGGUUUAAGGCCAGCGCUCAGAACAUGAAGGCAGGAGGCGCGGUCCUCCCUCGCACAAACCCCCCCACACAGAAGCCCCCCAGCCCGCCCAUGUCGGGGAAAGGGACCCUCGGGCGCCACUCCCCCUAUAGGACGCUCGAGCCGGUGCGUCCGCCCGUUGUCCCUAACGACUACGUCUCAAGCCCGACGCGCAACAUGGCGCCCCCCCUGCAGAGCCCUGCACGCACUGCAUCUGUUAAUCAGAGGAACCGCACGUACAGCAGUGGGAGCAGUGGAGGCAGCCAUCCCAGCAGCAGCCGCAGCAGCAGCCGGGAGAACAGUGGCAGCGGCAGCGUGGUCCUACCCAUCGCCGUGCCAACCCCCGCCCCGCCCAACGCAUUCCCAGGUGCCCCUCAGUUCUACAGCAUGAACCGCCCCGCGCAGCCCCCCAUGCCAAACUCUCAGGUGGGGGGCUCUCUGCCGUUCCGCCGCCCCUCCUCCGUCACCGGGCAGCCCAACAUGUCCCAGAGCCAGCUCAACGGGGGGCCGCACUUCGCCCAGACCCCAGCAGGCCCGCUCGCACCCCCUCCCCCCUCCAUGCAGAUCACCCCCCAGCUGCCUCUGAUGGGCUUUGUGGCCCGAGUACAGGAGACCAUCUCAGACGCGCCGCCUCCACCUCCCCCUGCCGAGGAUCCGGUGUUCGAAGAACCCACCCCCCCGCCUCCUCCACCGCCGGAAGAGUACGAAGACGAGGAGGAGGAGGAGGAUGAAGAGGAGUCAGCGGUGGUGGAGUACAGCGACCCGUACGCUGAGGAGGACCCCCCGUGGGCCCCCCGCACCUACGACGAGAAAGUGGUGGCCAUCUACGACUACGCCCGGGACAAAGAGGACGAGCUGUCGUUCCAGGAGGGCUCCAUCAUCUACGUGAUCAAGAAGAACGACGACGGCUGGUACGAGGGCGUGAUGAACGGCACCACAGGCCUCUUCCCCGGAAACUACGUGGAGUCCAUCAUGCACUACGCCGACUGAACAAUCCCCCCUCUGUCGAGACGGGAGGAGAGGAGCGGGUGGAUGAGAAGGGGGAGGGGAGACGUGGGUUAAAGGUCAAAGACUUUGAACAGACAGAGCAUGAUGACCUCCGGACGGGAAGAGGAGACGAAGAAGGGCGAACUGACAGUCCUUCUCAUAGGCGCCAUUGUAAAACAACCACUACUCUAGAUAUUCCCUUUCUUUUGUUUGACUCAAUAAGGACUGGACGCCGUGUUGUAUUCCGAGAGUUUUGCGUUACAUUACGAGGCCACUCACUACAUUGAUUUUGCUUCGUUUUACCAUUUUGCCCUUAUUUGAAAGUAUAUUUAUUUGGUUUUUGUAGUGGGUUAUACAGUAGAGGGAGAGGGACUAAAGGCUGGAGGAGAAUGCCUUCAUGUGUAGAUUUAGUUCUCCUUCCUAAAGAGACAUCUUUAGGAACUAUACUCUAUAUGUAGGUAUAAUGCAACAACGAUAUCCUCGGUGGUGGGGGGGGAGGAGAACUGUAGAUUCCGUACUUGACUAAAUGUUGAGGUACCUCUUGCGGAGAGCGUGCCAAAGCUGACAUCCACUAGGAAAAAGCACAUCACAUGUCUUAAGAUUUAAAGUGGGGAAAAAAAGAGGUCUGAGAGGAAGCCCCAAGAGUGCUUUCAACCCUGAUAUUCUGCGUCGAAUGACAGCGUGCUUUCGUUUCAGCGACGGACGAUGUGCAUUUGAGAGGAAGCCAUUUUGUUUUUUUGCCGUUUUUAACCGGGGUCCAGACUUUGCUUGCAGAGCGGCAGACUGCAUGUUUCCACGAGGAGAAAAAAAAAAGUCUUUUGUUUUCUGCUCGGAUUAAUGUCUUAAUAUUUUUAGAUAUGGUGUGGUUUGGUUUUUUUGAUAUUUCACCCACGAUGCAUUUGGGGUCAUUUCCAAGACGCUUGUGCCAUAUUGAAGUGCGUGUUGCUGUCCAUCACUUCAUUCGCAAUAAAUUGGCCGGAGUGGGGUGGUACUACAAAUCUUAUUUUCUCUUCCCCCGAGUUGUUUUAAAUCAAAAAGCACAUACAUUUGUAGUGAAAAGGUAUAGAAGAAGAAAUAAUAUAUAUGUGAGAUGUAUUACGUCCUCAAAAACAGGACUUAUUGAAUAUAUAAAGAUGCCAGCUGUUGUGUUGAAAUGGUUUUAAGCCCCCCUUAACGCCUUCAGUUUAGGCGUCCGCCGUAAAGUUGGGUGUUUGCGAGGGCUCAGUGCUUGUACUUAUGUCAGAAUCUUUAUUUUCUAUUAAAAAAAAAAACAACAAAUAAUAACAAGUGGGUCUGUAUGUGAGUCUUGCAUGCCAUUGUAUCUGUACUGGUGUCCCAAAAACCUACGUGGCGAGAUCACCCGUUGUUUAAAAA
Notothenia coriiceps (black rockcod) is the source of this 2896-nucleotide messenger RNA. RefSeq names its product abl interactor 2. Gene Ontology annotation, molecular function: signaling adaptor activity; SH3 domain binding. Gene Ontology annotation, biological process: neuron migration. NCBI's taxonomy places the organism in Eukaryota, Metazoa, Chordata, Actinopteri, Perciformes, Nototheniidae. The transcript is spliced from 11 exons. The coding region runs from base 47 to 1525 and encodes 492 amino acids. The record is from RefSeq and is a predicted model, not a curated record. Gene Ontology annotation, cellular component: actin-based cell projection; SCAR complex; lamellipodium.